Messenger RNA from Aspergillus terreus NIH2624, 2025 nucleotides. RefSeq names its product putative DSB repair complex subunit Ku70 (gene akuA). Bases 1 to 2025 code for a protein of 674 amino acids. Gene Ontology annotation, biological process: cellular response to gamma radiation; telomere maintenance; cellular response to X-ray. The transcript is spliced from 5 exons. The record is from RefSeq and is a predicted model, not a curated record. Gene Ontology annotation, molecular function: telomeric repeat DNA binding; double-stranded DNA binding; damaged DNA binding. Gene Ontology annotation, cellular component: nucleus; Ku70:Ku80 complex. Lineage: Eukaryota; Fungi; Ascomycota; Eurotiomycetes; Eurotiales; Aspergillaceae.
AUGGCGGACGACAACCCAGCGCGCGAAGAUGAGCAAUUGGAGGAAGAGGAGGAGCUCGAUGACAGUGGAUAUAAAACAGUGAAAGAUGCCGUCCUCUUUGCGAUCGAAGUCAGCGACUCUAUGCUCUCUCCUCGUCCGUCGGAAGAUCCCAAAAAAUCGUCCGGCGAAUCACCAACCACCGCCGCGCUGAAGUGCGCAUACCAUUUGAUGCAGCAGCGGAUCAUUUCCAAUCCUCAUGAUAUGAUGGGGGUCCUAUUGUACGGCACACAGGCAUCCAAGUUUUACGACGAAGAUGAAAACAGCCGAGGCGAUCUGUCAUACCCCCAUUGCUAUCUCUUCACGGACCUGGACAUUCCAUCCGCUCGGGAAGUGAAGGACCUCCGAGCGUUGGCCGAAGAUGAAGGUAAAACGAGAGAUGUGCUCGUUCCAUCCACAGAACGAGUCUCCAUGGCGAACGUUCUCUUCUGCGCCAACCAGAUCUUUACCUCCAAGGCGCCAAAUUUUCUCUCUCGACGGCUGUUCAUCGUGACGGACAAUGACAACCCCCAUGGUGACAACAAAUCUCUCCGGUCUGCGGCGACGGUCCGAGCCAAGGAUCUCUACGACCUUGGCGUCAUCAUUGAGCUCUUUCCCAUCUCGCGUCCAGACCAUGACUUUGAUACCAGCCAAUUCUACGAUGACAUUAUCUACAAGACCUCCCCCACCGAUCCUGAAGCUCCCUCAUACCUGAAGCUUGACUCCAAAGAUACGACCGCUACCGCCGACGGCAUCUCCUUACUCAAUACACUGCUCUCGAGUAUUAACUCCAGAUCGGUUCCCCGCCGUGCCUAUGUUUCCAACAUACCACUAGAGCUAGGGCCAGACUUCAAGAUAUCUGUUUCGGGAUAUCUUCUAUUUAAGCGGCAGGAACCCGCCCGAAACUGUUUUGUCUGGCUUGGUGGCGAGAAACCCCAAAUUGCAAAAGGAGUCACCACCCAAAUCGCAGACGAUACCGCUCGGACAAUCGAGAAAUGGGAGGUCAAAAAAGCAUACAAGUUCGGCGGCGACCAGGUCAGUUUCUCUCCCGAGGAGCUCAAGGAACUGCGCAAUUUCGGCGACCCUGUUAUCCGCAUCAUCGGGUUCAAGCCCCUCUCAGCUCUUCCCUUCUGGGCAAACGUCAAACACCCGUUCUUCAUCUAUCCUUCCGAAGAAGACUUCAUUGGAUCUACGCGCGUGUUCUCCGCCCUUCAUCAGACGCUGCUUCGCGACAAGAAGCUGGCGCUGGUGUGGUUCAUUCCUCGCAAGAACGGAGCCCCGGUCCUCGGUGCGAUGAUUGCCGGCCAGGAAAAGCUCGAUGAAAAUGGAGUGCAGAAAUUCCCUCCCGGCAUGUGGAUCAUCCCCUUACCUUUCGCCGACGAUGUACGACAGAACCCGGAAACGUCGCUCAGUGUCGCUCCGGAACCGUUAAUCGACCAAAUGCGCUUCAUAAUCCAACAACUGCAGCUACCUAAGGGAGUGUACGAGCCCUCCAAAUACCCGAAUCCUUCGCUUCAAUGGCACUAUCGGAUUUUGCAAGCUCUUGCGUUGGACGAGGAUCUCCCCGAGCAGCCGGAAGACAAGACAGUACCCAAAUACCGCCAAAUCCAUAAGGUGCGUUUGCAUCCCAUUCGAUCCCUGUGGCUUGACUCGACCGUGACUAACAGCUCUAAGCGUGCUGGAGAAUAUGUGCUGGACUGGGCCGGCGAGCUCGAGAAGCAUUAUGCCAAGAUCGCCGCCCCUGGCCCGAACAGCACCCUCGCGAAACGAACCGCAAAGGACCGGGCGGCAGAAACCGAAGACGGCGCCGCGAAGCCAUCGAAACGCAUCAAGGCAGAAGCCACUCCCAGCGGCAUUGACGACGAAGUCCACCAUCACUACCAGAAGGGGACUGUCGCAAAACUUACGGUGGCCUUGUUGAAGGAGUUCCUUACGUCGCAUGGUCGUUCCGCUGCGGGCAAGAAGGCGGAUCUGGUGGAACGAGUGGAGGAGUAUUUUGAUCGGAAGUAG